AUGACAGGGAAGCGCCCCCACCCCGACGAUGCCUACGCCGCCGACCACAAGCGCUCGCGCUCAAACAACGCUUCGCCGGCGCCGCCUGCCAAUGGAGCUGACGCGAAGCCCGACUUCGCAAAGGCCAUGGCUGAAGCUCGCGCGCGUGCAGCAACCAUGAGAGCUCGAAAGGAAGCUCAAAAUGGCGCUGCCGUGUCGCCGUCUCCUUCACCAGCUCCGGGCACUCCUGCCUCGGCCUCGCCUCCUGCGUCGAGCGCCCUGGACGCUGCCCGCCAGAAGAUCGAAGCGAUGAAGGCCCGCGUAGCCGCCGCCACCAAGCGAGUCUCUACCCCGACACCACAGCCUCCGGAUUUUGAGGAUACCGCGUCGCGCGCGAGGGGAGGGUUGAACAUCGGCCUCCAUCCCGCUUUGCUUGGAGAUGCUGGCACUGGAGGCGCGAAGGGGAAGCAGGCCAUCCAGCCAAAGUUUGCGACGACAAUGGCAAAUAGGCGGACAGAGUCGCCCGCGCAGAGGGACAAGAAACAAUUGGACUUGGCUCCACCGAACUUGGAAGAACUGAGGAAGAAUCCCUACUAUGAUCCCAAUGUCGGAAGUGCCACUGCAAAAGGCAGGAAUUCCAAGCAGCUCGUCUUCAACCAGAAGGGAAAGUUUAUCCAGCAGGCCAAUGCCCUGCGAAGGCAGGAGGCGCUUGAGCAGAUGAAGAAGAAAAUUGCCGACCAGGCAAAGAAGGUCGGACUCGACGAGGCUAACGACAAGAACUUCUUGGUCCCAGCUCCGCCGGCGGUAGAGUGGUGGGACGAGGGACUGGUUGGCUCGGAAUACGACAUGGAGAAAGCUAAGCUGGACAGCCCCGACUCCAUCAUCACAUUAUACGUGCAACAUCCGGUUCUCUUGGAGCCACCGCAAGAGAAGAAGAACCCCGGUCUCAAACCGCUUCCCCUCACAAAGAAGGAGCAGGCGAAGCUUCGUCGCCAACGGCGUAUGGCGGAGCAUAAGGAGCAACAAGCCAAGAUCCGGCUGGGAUUGGAACCGCCUCCUCCUCCCAAGGUCAAAAAGUCGAAUUUGAUGCGCGUGUUGGGAGAGCAGGCAGUGAAGGAUCCGACGGCUGUGGAAGCACGUGUGAACCGCGAGAUUGCAGAGCGCGCGGAAAAGCACGAGCGGGACAACCAGGCGCGCAAGCUUACCAAGGAACAACGACUCGAGAAGCUUGCGGCCAACCAAGAAACAGAUGCAUCCAAGGGCAUCAUCAUGUGUGUGUUCAAGGUCGACAACCUUUGCUUUGGCAAGCAUAGGUACCAAAUCGACGUCAACGCCAAGCAGAGCGCGCUUACUGGCAUCGCCAUCUUGAACCCGAAAUACAACCUGAUCAUCGUCGAGGGCGGUGCACACUCAAUUCGGUUCUACAAGAAACUGCUCAUGCAACGCAUAAAGUGGACAGAGAAUGCUCAGCCGCAGAGCGUGCGCGAAGGGAACAGGGAAGCAGAAGCGGCGUGGCAACAGUCGGUAGAUGAGAAUGGGGAGCUGAAGGAUCUGAGCUACAACAAGUGCACACUCAUCUGGGAGGGUGAGGAAAGGGACCGCGCCUUUAGGAAGUGGUUUGGACUGAAGGUGUGUGAGUCGGACGGUGAGGCGAAAGAGGCGUUGACGAGGUCGAAGAUGGAGAACAUGUGGACUCUGGCGAAGACCUUCCAGGAGUGA
Molecule: messenger RNA, 1698 nt
Organism: Diplodia corticola
Lineage: Eukaryota; Fungi; Ascomycota; Dothideomycetes; Botryosphaeriales; Botryosphaeriaceae
Product: u4 u6 small nuclear ribonucleoprotein
Exons: 3
Coding region: 1-1698 (565 amino acids)
Biological process (GO): mRNA splicing, via spliceosome
Cellular component (GO): U4/U6 x U5 tri-snRNP complex
Source: RefSeq, a predicted model, not a curated record